UCAAAAAGAACUACUAGAAGGAUAAGAAUCUAUGUAGUCAACCAUACAUAGAUGGGUUUAUAUUGCUCCUAAAAAAGUUUGGUAGAUUUAUCUCUCUAACAUUAACAUUUUCAAUCCAAACAUUAGUGUACUAUAAUUUCUCCUUUAAUCUAAUCUAACUAGAGGGUUUAUUGAGUUGUUAUGUUUUGCUAUUUAUUUAUUUGUGUAGGGAUAAGGCUAAAACCGGGUUGUUGUUGCUGCUAUAGUAUUGGUUAGAACUCAAAACUAACCACAAGAUCAUCCAGUUGAUGGCGUCAUGUCCGAAACUGAGGAUAAAGUAGGGAACAAAUCUAAAGUGGUUUUGGAAAAAAUGUUUUUGACUAUUUUGGGAGUGAGUUUAUUAGUUAGUUUCUAACAGUGCAUCCCUGUUGAUUAGGAAGAGAGGAAGAAAGAAACCAAAACUGUUUAAUAUAUUAGUAGGGGUAGGAGGAAAUCAAAUCAAAAUUGAAGUCAUUUUCAUGAGAAUAUCUCUUUGCAACCAUUGAAGAUUCAAUUUCUAUUCAUUUUUUUUUUCCUGAUUCGUGAAGGGAGAUUUAGGGUUUCGAAGGUUAUUUCAAUACCUAUUGCAUUAGGAGGAGAAGGGUUUUGAACGAAUUUUUCAGCAGAUUCUGUGGAGGUAACUGAAACUUUUUAAUGGCUUCAGCUGCUAUAUUCUCGUCUUUGCGAAGACGAAGAUCGCCUUCUUUAGAGGGUUUUCUGGCGUCAGUUCAUCUCAACGAUGUCGCACUUCUUCAGACCCUCGUUGCUGUAGGUAAUGAGCUGAUCUUGUCCAAUUCGAAUCGUUCGUUGCCUUUUCAACGCAGGAAUUCCCGAUCUCUGAUUUGGAUGAUACAGAAUUUUGUGGUGCUAUUUGAGAUUCUUAGAGAGACUGGCUCUAAACUCCCUUCCACUGCCGUUCUUUGCUUCAAGGAGCUUUAUCUCCUCAUGUAUCGAUCUAAGAUUCUUAUAGGUUAUUGCUCUCAGUCAAGCAGGUUAUGGCUCCUUCUUCAGAACUGUUCGAUUUCUGGUCAUUUCCACGAUCUCAACCAGGAGAUCUCCACUCUUCUUGACAUCUUCCCCUUGAAAGAGCUUGAGCUACCUCUGGACAUCAGAGAGCAGAUUGAGCUUAUGCAAAGGCAAUCAAGGAAAGCCAAGUUAUUCAUUGAACAACGGGAUGAGAUGCUGAGGCUCCGGCUGUUCUUCUUUCUUGAUCAAUUUGAACGGGGACAAAUUCCUGAUCAAUUGGAGCUACGGAGGCUUUUUGUUGACAGGUUGGGAAUUCGAGAUGCAAAAACUUGUAGAGCUGAAAUUGAAUCCCUUGAAGAGCAGAUGUAUAAUCAUGGAGGAGAUAUUGAACCGACUGUCUCGGUACUCAAUGGUUUUGUCGCCCUUACAAGGUAUUGCAGAUUUUUGCUUUUUGGAUUCGAGGAAGAAGAAAUGGGAUCUCGGAACCACAAGAAACCGAGAAAGGGUCUAAUUUCUUUAGAUAAUGGUGAAGCGAAUGUUUCAAUUCCAAAGGAUUUUGUUUGCCCGAUCUCUUUGGACUUGAUGCGAGACCCAGUCAUAAUCUCAACGGGACAGACCUAUGAACGAUCUUCCAUAGCCCAGUGGAUGGUAGAAGGUCAUCGCACCUGUCCAAAAACAGGACAGAUGCUUGAUCAUACCCGUCUUGUGCCAAAUCGAGCUCUCCGAAGUCUGAUCUCUCAGUGGUGCUCCACACAUGGAAUCCGUUUUGACCCGCCUGAUGGUACAAAUACGCCAAUGGAAACAAUUGCAUUGGCUGCAGCUUCCAAGGCUACAACCAAAGCUAACACAGUCACAGCUGAGCUUCUCAUUCGACAGUUAUCAAACGGGUCAGACGGGGCAAAAACGGUAGCCGUGCGUGAGCUGCGGUUGCUAGCAAAAACUGGAAAAGAGAACCGCGCUUGCAUUGCAGAAGCAGGGGCGAUCCCUCUUCUUCAGCUGCUACUUCCAUCACAGAACCCAGUUGCACAAGAGAAUGCUGUGACCGCACUUCUCAAUCUAUCAAUCCACGACAAGAAUAAGAGCCGGAUAAUUGAGGAAGCAGGAUGUUUGGGAUCAAUUGUCGAAGUUCUGAGAUUUGGGCACACAACAGAGGCUAGGGAAAAUGCUGCAGCAACACUCUUCAGCCUGUCUGCGGUUCAUGACUACAAGAAGAGAAUAACAGAUGAAGAAGGGGCUGUUGAGACCUUGGCUGGACUGUUGAGAGAGGGAAGCCUAAGGGGGAAGAAGGAUGCUGUAACUGCUCUAUUUAAUUUGUCUACUCAUAUGGACAAUUGCAAGAAAAUGAUAGAGUCGGGAGCGAUGACAGCCCUGGUGGAGGCACUGGGAACUGAGGGAACGGCAGAGGAGGCGGCUGGUGCAUUGGCAUUGCUUGUUAGACAGCCAAUUGGGGCUGAAGCAGUUGGGAAGGAGGAAAUGGCCGUGGCUGGGUUAAUUGGUAUGAUGCGACGGGGUACUCCUAGGGGGAAAGAGAAUGCCGUCGUGGCACUGCUUGAAUUAUGCCGGAGUGGUGGGGCUGCUGCCACGGAAAGGGUUGUUAGGGCCCCAGCAUUGGGAAGCUUACUCCAGGCUUUGCUCUUUACGGGUACAAAGCGGGCAAGACGGAAAGCAGCAUCACUAGCUAGAGUUUGCCAGAGGUGUCAAACUGCUGCAGCCUUGCCUAUUGGAGGAUGGGGAGCAGGCUAUGGAUUUUCUAGCAGCUCAAUGAUGGACCGGGGUUCAAGUUUCACCAGGGAUGUGUCUGUGCCGGUAUCAUAGUUGCACCCUUGUGCUAGUAACUUCCCUGUUUCCUUUUUCUUAAUUGUUGUUGUUACAUAUUCUUUCAUUGAUAUAUUAAGUUCAGAUGAAGAAAAUAGUAAAGGAAUACAAUACAUGAUUUAGAUGUAGCUAAUUUCAUAUCCGGAGAGUUGGGGAAGCAGAUAGCAAGUAACUCUAUAUGUAACAUAUUGUCUUAAUCAUUGGGAGGAAGAAAUUUCAGGGGAUUGUUUUCCCUUGCUGUUUCACUCAAGAUGAUGUGAAUAUCAUAAUAUGUAAAUGAAACGUUUUUGCAGUUGGUUUGAUUUUAAGAAAACUCUUGAGAGUAA
This is a messenger RNA of Macadamia integrifolia, 3125 nucleotides long. RefSeq names its product U-box domain-containing protein 17-like. Gene Ontology annotation, molecular function: ubiquitin-protein transferase activity; protein binding. Gene Ontology annotation, cellular component: nucleus; cytoplasm. The transcript has a single exon. Bases 673 to 2799 code for a protein of 708 amino acids. Gene Ontology annotation, biological process: protein ubiquitination. The record is from RefSeq and is a predicted model, not a curated record. Lineage: Eukaryota; Viridiplantae; Streptophyta; Magnoliopsida; Proteales; Proteaceae.